UCAACUAGGUUACAAAACUAGCCAGCCACCCCUAGAGCACAUACGCAUUAGAGAAGAUACAUCCAUAUACUAUACUGGGAUUUUGGCCUCUAUAUAUAUCCCGCUUCAAGUUUCCGCACUAGGUACAAGUGAACUUUGGUAUCUGUGCAUGCUUGUAUCUUUACACAAUUUGUUCAAUCAGGAACCAUGUCUAUCCCACAAGCACAACAUGUACCACCUUCCCAGAUUCAAUUAACCACAGCUAGCCGCGAUUCAGCGACUGGGAUAGACAACCAAUCCGCAGACAUCGCCAUCGACAUUUCAGCUGAUCAUUCGGCUCAACCUAACAGACCUUCGUCUUAUUUACUAGAACGUACAAACAGAGAAGAAUACCUUAAGACAGGUGUUGCCCUCUAUAAAUAUGCACUAAAAGGCGAUUGGGAAGCAGCUGAACUAAUCUUGACAAAAAAAAGGGGACUUCUGCGAGCUAGCAUAUCUAGAGGAUAUGAAACAGUCCUUCACGUUGCAGCAGGAACAAGCCAUAUUCACUUUGUGGAGAAACUGGUCAACAUGAUGGAAGAAGAAGACUUGGCACUGCAGGACGUAAAUGGAAACACUGCCUUGUGCAUUGCUGCGUCGGCUGGAUCUCUAGACAUUAUCCAGAUUUUGAAAAAAAAGAAUGAGGCUUUGCUAACAAUUAGAGGCGGUAAAGGUGUGGCACCAGCCUAUAUGGCUGCUGUGUUAGGACAGUCUGAAGUGGCAUGUUACCUGCACCGCGAAAGUAGUAAAGAGAUGUUGAAGAACACCGACCGAGAAAACUUGUUUUUUUCUUGCAUCAACAAUUGUCUGUACGAUUUGGCCUUUAAGUUGCUAGAUGCUGAUAAAGCAUUAGCGAAGGCACGUACUAGUUCGCAGAAAAAUAAAACGGCCUUGCAUAUCCUGGCUCGAAGACCUUCAGCAUUUGGUGGCAGCCAAAGUCCACGGAUGUGGACUAGACUCAUUAACUCAUUCCUCCCAGGUUUGAAGUUCGCAUGCAAAAGAAAGUUGAGAGAAACUAAUGGAGCCCUUCAGCUAGUCGACUGCCUCUGGGAAGAAAUCUUGAGAGAUGAGCAUGAUGAUGUUAUGAGAAUGAUCAAAUAUCCUUCAAAUUUAUUAUUUGACGCAGUGGAAUCAGGGAAUUAUGAGUUUCUGGCAACGCUUAUGAGCUCUUAUCCUGAGUUAGUAUGGGAAAUUGAUGAAAAAAAUCGAACCAUAAUCCAUGUCGCAGUUCUGCAUCGUCAUGCAAGUAUCUUCAAUCUAGUGCAUGAAAUAGGCUCAAUUAAAGAUGUCAUCGUGACAUAUAAAGAUGAUGAGGGUAACAACAUUGUGCAUAUGGCUGCAAAAUUAGCACAUCAAAAUCAAUUGAAUCUCGUGUCAGGCGUAGCUCUUCAAAUGCAUCGAGAGUUGGUAUGGUUUGAGGAAGUCAAAAAGACUGUCCAACCCCAGUAUAUCGAGAUGGAAAACGACAAUGGAAAAACACCUCAAGAAUUAUUUACUGAAGAGCAUACGGUGUUAAUGCGUGAAGGAGAAAAAUGGAUGAAGGACACCGCAACUUCAUGCAUGCUCGUUGCGACUAUUAUCGCAACUGUUGUAUUCUCAGCUACAUUUAGCAUCCCGGGUGGCACAGAUGAUCAUACUGGAAAACCAAAACUUUUGAAACAGAAAGCCUUUCUAGACUUUACCAUAGCUGACGAAAUAGCACUCUUUUCCUCUUCAACUGCAAUGCUGAUGUUCUUGUUCAUCCUUACCUCCCGGUAUGCAGAAAAUGAUUUCCGCAAGUCCUUACCCUUGAAGUUGAUGAUAGGACUCACUUGCCUCUUCAUAUCUAUAGCAUCGAUGAUGAUGGCUUUCAGCACCGCCUUCUAUCUAUCUUGUCAAUACGAAUCAAAAUGGGUUUCAAAUUUUACAUUUUUAUUUGCAUUUGUCCCAGUUGCUUUGUUUGCUUUUAUGCAAUUCCCUCUCGCGUCCGACAUGUCCUCUUCUAUAUUUUGCUCAAGUCUACUAUUUCAGCCAUGGAAAUACAUGCUCUACCAGAAGUCGGGCUGAAUGCUGUACAAUAAUUUGGUCACAGCUACAAUAAUGAUGUACAUAUAUGUAUUCUAGCUAGCAUAUUGAGUUGUAAUUAGAUUGAUCAUCGCAUUUUGUACUAUGAAUGCAUAAAUGGAUGAACAUGUUGUACAAAGUUCAA
Molecule: messenger RNA, 2206 nt
Organism: Rosa rugosa (rugosa rose)
Lineage: Eukaryota; Viridiplantae; Streptophyta; Magnoliopsida; Rosales; Rosaceae
Product: ankyrin repeat-containing protein At5g02620-like
Exons: 6
Coding region: 187-2064 (625 amino acids)
Molecular function (GO): protein binding
Source: RefSeq, a predicted model, not a curated record